This is a messenger RNA of Fusarium mangiferae, 1950 nucleotides long. RefSeq lists its product as uncharacterized. The transcript is spliced from 4 exons. Gene Ontology annotation, biological process: DNA-templated transcription; regulation of DNA-templated transcription. The record is from RefSeq and is a predicted model, not a curated record. The coding region runs from base 1 to 1950 and encodes 649 amino acids. Lineage: Eukaryota; Fungi; Ascomycota; Sordariomycetes; Hypocreales; Nectriaceae. Gene Ontology annotation, molecular function: DNA binding; carboxy-lyase activity; zinc ion binding.
AUGAACGACUCCCCGCAACGAACUCCGAAUAUUCCGAGAUACCCGAACGCGCCGAGAAGGGAGGCUGCAGCAACUCAGCCGCCAGAUCUGAAGAGCAUACUGCGCGUGCGGCAACUUGCGCGUAUCAGGAAAGCAUGUUUGCCUUGCAGAGAGAGAAAAGUGCGCUGUAAUCAUCAGCAGCCCUGCCAAACAUGCAUCAAGCGCGGUCACUCCGACCUCUGCUUCUACGACCAACCUCGGGCGUCAUCAAGCCCAACUCCGCAACCUCACCAACCAGAAGUACAGGCUAUCACGGACUCGAGCCAUGGUCUCAACAAUGUAACGCAACCCAGGCGCCCUGUCAGUCGCGAUGGCAGUGUAUCCAACGCGAGUCCGUCCUUGCUAGGCGACAACUCCAUCAUCUCAGUAGCACGACCAGAUACUACCCAACCUCAUGCCAACAAUGAGCGUCGCACCGCGUUUGAAACAGGAAUUCUUCCUCUUCUCGGCAUGGAUGGCGCUUCCGAUGGUGGACGUGGUACCCCUGCUGGACGCUCAGAAACAACCUUUGCUGUUGACCAAGACAUGAUUUCUCUGUUUGGCUUCUAUCGGGAUCGAGUUCACUCUUUUCAGUUCGUCCUUGACGAUCUCACUGAGAUCGAGAAGCUCAUAUGUUCUCUCUUGAGUCACGAGGUUCAGGCACAGCAGAUCGACAAUCAUAGCCUUUGUCUUCUGCAUGCUAUAAUGGCGGCCGGGGCGCAGUUCUCGGAUUUGCCCACUGCUAUACGACUAUCCAAGUCCAGUCAAAACUUGCAAUCCGCUCUCAAGUAUCUGGGCUCCUUUGAUCUUUUAUGGAAUCCUUCCAAGAGACUGAUCCAAGCAUUGCUCAUCCUUGGUCAUGUAUUGCAAAAUAACAUGAAUCCUCGUGCAGCUUGGAUCCUAGGUGGCACCACGGUUCGAGUUGCGCUAUCUGUUGGUCUCCAUCAGCCUAUGAACCACUGUGCUCUCCGUCUCUCGCCUGCAGAAGCGCAACAGUUAAGGCUCGCGAUUGUUUGGCAAGACGCGCUUCUCUCAUUAGCGUUUGAUAGACCCCCAGCUUCUCAUGAGAUGGACCUAGAGCCAGACCUCCCAGCUCUUGUAUCCUUGGAUCCAUCUAGCCAACCUCUUGACUACCGACAGGCUAUGAACUGGCUAUGCCAUUUGAGUUUCAGACAUAUUCCAAGACUUCCCCAGACAGAGCCAGUCAGGAACUAUAGCCGGCUCUUUCAUGACUUCGACCUUUACGAGUCUUCUCUAGCUCUCCAUCUUCAGGAUUUGCAGCAAUCUACCUCGAUCCAAGAGCUACAAGAACACUAUAGCCUGAUCGUCCACCGCUACUUUCUCCUCUCUACCCUCUGCCGCCCUGUACUGUCCUCGCAGAACAAAGGAAAAUUUAGUGAAGAAGAAUGUUCAACGAUCUUGAACCGCUUUCAAGGUGCUUUGAAACGAAGUGUCCGUGCUUUCAUCAAGCUACGCUCUAUCUCGAAUCUUGCAACUCGUUCAUGGGCCUUCGUUCACAACGGUCUUGCCUCAGCACUCUUAUUGAGCUUUAUCCGACAAGGCUCUGACGCUCAAGAUCAAGACUCCCAAGAGAUACUAGCUGAGCUAGUAAAAACGUUAACUGAGCGCAGCGACGAUGUCGGACAGUUCUCUGCGGCGCACAAGAAAGCUCUCAGGGCAAUUCAAGCUCUACAACGAUCUUCAGUGGAUGAGAUCAGAUUCCAAAGUGAGAAUACAUCGCAAGAGCAUCACCCAAUAGUGGCUUCUUCGGAAAACAUGCCUGUUCUACCAGAGCAUUUUGGUAACACUCAGGAACAAAGCAUGGUUAGCUUGGAUGAUUGGCUUCGAGAUUUUGACUUUGAUGCGUUUUCUCCCCUUGAAUCAUACAAUUUCAUCAUGUCGGACCAGGUGCCACAAGAUUUUGGUCUCUAG